GCAUCAUGUAUUUUACUGCUCAUCAGUACUCGUACAAGUAAUCAUUUGCAAGUUUUCGCGAUGUACCGAGAAAAGAACAACUGAGUCUGAUAUCACUAAACUUUGACGCUUAAAAUGCCGAUUACUAUGUAGAAGUACAUGUUAUGUUAUUCCCGUUUCCUUGUUGGAAAUGUUUUGCUUCAAAUGUAUUCGUCUCGAUUCAAUUCGAUUUUGUCUUGCACUGCUGUUUUGCAAGACUCAGUAGGAUGGUUGAGUUCAGUCAAACCAAGUUGUUUCUUCGCCUCGUCUUCGAUCCGUAGCAUUCGAUUCSAACAGUGUUUUCAUCGAAAACUAUUAAUCUAAAAACCAAACUUUUGCCGCUUGCUCAUUUGUAAGAUUUCCGCAUCGCUAAUUCCACCAAGGUCCCCAAUACCUCCUAUUCCGCCGAUAGCAGCACCAAGCGAAAUACCAUUCCCAUUGGUGUUUCUAGAAUCUUCUCCGAUAUUACCACCGAGACCGUUGUUGCUACUAAACGCGUCAGUAUUUCCUAUCGACGAAAGAAGCCGCUUGGGUUCGAUGUCGCCAGAUGCAUUAGAAUGUUGCAACAUGAGUUGCCGGAUCCGAAGGUUAUCGGGCACAUCGGAAUAUUGUGCAUUUAAGUUAAUUCCGUUAAUGCUCAUACCGGAUGAAACUCCCAUACCUCCAGCAGACCCACCACCCAUCCUACCAUUGAGUGCCAUGUUGAAUCCUCCCAUYCCAACACCUCCUCCAACUCCGAGGCGUUCAAUUGCUUGUUGUUGGCGCAUCAUCUUUUGCAUCUCAAGCGCGUUCACCUGGCGCCUCGCUAAUAAGUCUGCAUCGGACAAUUUGGUGAGUUUUGUCGCCGAGGCUGAGAUUCUAGAAGAUUGGAACAAAUCACCAUCCAAGCCACCUCCAUGGCCGCCCAUCAUAUCCUGACGCAUAGACAUGGGAAUUCCCCCUCCAAGAGCUGCAGCUCCAAAAAGGGCGGACGACGAUGAGGCUGAGCCGCUUGCCCUCAAUCGCUUCAUUUCAUUAAUUUUUACAAUUUGACCAAUUAUUUCUCGAAAGUGACGGUUCUGAAACUUGAUGGCGUCAUUCGAAAGCCACAGGCGUGCUCGUUCCGCUUCCAAGUUCUUAAUUUGGGAUCGCUCUCGUUCUCUUGUCCGUUGUGAAUUGAUGCGGUUGCGGGCCUUUUUGACWUCUUCCCACUCGAGAGAUUUGGAUGAGGAGGUUGCGGUAGUAUUGGAUGAAUUCAUUUUGGUGGUGCCUUUGAUUUCCUGAGACACCUUGGCUUUUGUAGUCUUCACUUCAGUAGCGUCGACUGACGAAUGUUCAGAUCCAGAUUCUGUUUGCAACAUUUCUGUCUUGUAAAAAGCAGAGAUUCAAUAUGGUUAGUUUUUCGUGUGUUGAUUCGAACUUUUUUGUGCUGUUUUGGUCUCAAAAAAAAAUUGUUGUACCGGCAGAAAAAUGAAGUAAAUGUACAACGAUGAGAGAACUGCAAAGAACCUCUCAUGAGUUCUCGAGAGACAAAAAAUUGUGAUGAGAUCAGAGACCCACAUCAUAAUUACGGUGUGGGGACUAGAUUCGCUCGUGUGGGGGGGGUAGGAAUGUACCACGUUUUCUAUGGUAAUCUUAUAUGUCAGUCAAAUCUAGUCCAAUCCAAAACACUGGUUUCAAAACCUUAAUAAAAAAUCAUACGUAGA
Messenger RNA from Pseudo-nitzschia multistriata, 1703 nucleotides. The record is from the annotation of a GenBank genome assembly. Lineage: Eukaryota; Bacillariophyta; Bacillariophyceae; Bacillariales; Bacillariaceae.